ACACUCCCUUCAGGACUGUCUUAAGUUCCAUCUGUUCAGGUGAAAAGAAAUUGGAGGCAAGGCUGAAACGACGACGUUUGUGUCCAAGGACUUACCUGCACGUCUCUCCACCACAAUUAUCAGCAAUUUCUCAUAGGUCAUCAAUCAGUAUGACAGACCGUCGCAGGAUCAAUGGACCUUCGGGUGCCACACACGCUCCAGUAUACGAAGACGAAUUGGGUGCAUCAAGGAACUCUUCAAGAUUGAGACCUGCCAACACGAUGAGAAAUUUAUUCCUCAAAACUGGCAUUGCGCCAGCCGCCUCCGGAUCCGCCUAUGCAGAGAUUGAGGCUCCUGCAGGUGUCUCUGAUACACAUGCGGGUAUGAAGCUCAUCUGCACAGUUCAUGGCCCGAGAGCUCUCCCGAGGUCAGCGCCAUUUUCACCAUAUCUAGUUCUAUCGACACACGUCAAAUACGCACCCUUCGCGACUCGCCAGCGCAGGGGCUACCUCCGGGACGCCAGUGAGCGCGACCUCAGUGUCCACCUUGAAACUGCACUGCGGGGUGUAGUUAUUGGUGAGCGAUGGCCCAAGAGCGGUCUGGACGUUACGGUCACCAUCUUGGAAGGUGACCAGGAGAGGGGGCUCUCGCAGGCACAGGGUCACGAAGACUGGGAUAUGAUGAAUGUUCUUGGUGGCUGUAUCACAGUUGCUGCAGCUGCCAUUGCGGAUGCCGGUAUUGACUGUGUUGAUAUGGUCACUGGUGGCGUCGCAGCCUUGAUUCAGUCCAGUGGCACGCAAACGCCCCAGAUUGUACUUGACCCGGUAUGCUCGGAGCACGACAACCUUCUGGCCGCUUGCUGCGUAGCGUACAUGCCAUCGCGAGACGAAGUCACCAACCUAUGGAUCAAGGGUCAACUUCCGCCGUCAGACGCGGCAACGCAGACGCAAUUGGUCAGAAGAGCUAUACAGGCAUCAAAAGGGAAUUACAAGGUCCUGGUGGAUGAACUGGGUAGCUUCAGCCAAAAUCACGUCGAGGCCGCUUGAGACUUGCCUUGACAUCGCUCUGUCGUCGCCCGAGAUUUUGCGCUUCUGUGAGGGGAUGGUCUGAGGCAUGGAGGGAGUAUAGUGGCCUGGCGGUCAGACUAUUGACAGUCGAAGUACGAUCCACAGCCCGUGCUUCCCACGCAAUUUGGGCCUCACCUGGAACAGAACAGAGGAAAUUUAAAAGUCACUUGCGCUGAGCGCUUGCUGACCGCAUGUUUGUCAUCG
This is a messenger RNA of Verticillium dahliae VdLs.17, 1250 nucleotides long. RefSeq names its product 3' exoribonuclease family protein. The record is from RefSeq and is a predicted model, not a curated record. The coding region runs from base 150 to 1025 and encodes 291 amino acids. Lineage: Eukaryota; Fungi; Ascomycota; Sordariomycetes; Glomerellales; Plectosphaerellaceae. The transcript has 2 exons. Gene Ontology annotation, biological process: nuclear mRNA surveillance; rRNA catabolic process; U4 snRNA 3'-end processing. Gene Ontology annotation, cellular component: nucleolus; nuclear exosome (RNase complex); cytoplasmic exosome (RNase complex).